AUGUCCCGAAGACAGCGCCUCUUGGGCCUAGCUAAGACUACAAGAGACAACUAUAUACCCAAGAUCACCACAUCGGUAUCGUCGCUAGCCGCGGGGGCAUCAAGAGCAUUCACCAACCCGGGGGAAAUUUGUGAUGAUGAUGGCAGGGUGGUACUACCCAAGGACACGUCGAUCCAACUCUUCCCAACGUACACUCGACAAAGAAACAACAAGUACUAUGUCGACGUGGCAGGAUGGGUUUCGGCUCCCGGACUGCUAAAUAACCGAAGAAACCGCAUGAUUCUUACCGUGAUUCGCAAAUCCAUGAGACAGAAGGAUGGCCAAUUUGCCAACCAGGAGAUUGAGAGGUUGGAGCAUGACUCCAGCUUGAACCAAGAAGUGUUCAACCCUAACCUGCCGCUGGCUUCCGAUGCCGAUGCCGAGUCAAUUGGCUCAUCGGAGUCGGACCAAAGCUCAUUUGUGCUGAUUGAGGGCUCACCAAACUCGGAAGAUAAGAUGAAGGAACGGAUUGCGGCAUUUUUCGCCAAGUCGAUCCCGAAUACGCAGUUGAGGAUCAGUGUUGGCUCCGAGAGUAGCGUUGCGAGGAUCAACGACGCCUACAUCUUCACAGACGAAACGGGCCAUUUUGCAACCACCAUUGAAGUUGACUAUAAGCCCUCGGUGGUGCUGGCGAGUUCAACCAUGGCGGAAACGGUGUUUGCAUUCCAAGAUGUCAUGAUCUACCCAAGCACGGGGUUGGGGGUGAUUAGUGACAUUGACGAUACCGUCAAGAUCACCGGCGUCACUGGCGAUAAACGACUAAUGCUCCGGAACUUGUUGGUGGAGGAUUUUGAAACUUGGAAUAUCCCGCCCAUAGUCAAUUGGUACGCUCUGCUUUACAAGAGGAAAGACGUCAAUUUCUUUUACGUUUCCAACUCACCAUGGCAGUUGUUCAACUCGAUAAACUUGUAUUUCAAGCUUGUGGGUUUGCCCAGCGGGUCGAUCCAUUUGAAGAAAUGGGUCGGAAAUAUCAUCUCGUCAUUGCUAGAGCCGUCCCAAUCGCGCAAGAAAAGAGCUUUAAACAGAAUCCUCGAGGAUUUCCCCGAGAAAAAGUUCAUUUGCAUUGGUGACUCGGGCGAGCAAGAUUUGGAGGCAUACGUUGACCUAGCCCGCGCUUUCCCAAAUCAAGUCUUGUCGAUAAAUAUCCGGUACGUGGAGAAUUCAUUUUCCGAUGACGAUGAUCAACGGAUAUAUAAGGAGUUGAUGCGGCUCAUUGCUAAGAAGAGAAUGGCAGCUACAAUGGCUAGCAAUGCCACUAGCAACACUAACACCGACAACACCGACAACAACACCACAACAGCAGUGGCUAAUAACGCCCCUGUUGCGAUUGCGCCCGAUUUGGAAACAAACUCCGCCGAGCCGGAACGGGAAAUCAUGCAAAAUCUAAUAGACUUGGACGGGCCAGCAGUCAAGCCCAAGAGAAAAGCACCGCCAAUGGUGCCCAAAAAGCCCAUGAGUCUCCGCAGCCCAUCGCUUGACGGAAAGCUAGGACUGCCCACCCCGUCAUUGGUCUCUGAUCUCGCUAACUCGGUCGAGAUCCCCAAUGGGUCGAGACCCUCGUCUUCCAACAUUGCCUCCGACGGCCAUUGGAUGGAAGGAGAAAACCUACCUCCUUUACCACCGCGUCGUCCUCGAUCGUCGAUGAUGCGGCCACGGAUGGAACAGAGCUAUGAAGAUGAGUUGGAUGAGAUUUGCAACUCGCCGGGGUUUAUGGAUUUGGAGGAGACGGAUAAAAAGGGCGCGCAAUGGAUUAGAAGAAUCAUCAUCGCUAUACAUGCAUUGAAGAACACCAACACCAAGAUUAACAUUUUCAUGGAUACCGACGCGGAGUUUUUCAGUGACAGUUCUGCGCACAUUGAAGAAAUAUUGAGAGUUAACUAG
Lodderomyces beijingensis is the source of this 1920-nucleotide messenger RNA. The record is from the annotation of a GenBank genome assembly. Lineage: Eukaryota; Fungi; Ascomycota; Pichiomycetes; Serinales; Debaryomycetaceae.